Molecule: messenger RNA, 2154 nt
Organism: Dioscorea cayenensis subsp. rotundata (Guinea yam)
Lineage: Eukaryota; Viridiplantae; Streptophyta; Magnoliopsida; Dioscoreales; Dioscoreaceae
Product: BAG-associated GRAM protein 1
Exons: 18
Coding region: 134-1912 (592 amino acids)
Source: RefSeq, a predicted model, not a curated record
CCGUUUGACCGCCUUCUUCUCGUUCAUGGCCUUGCUCUUCGUUCCUUCUCCUACGACCUCGCCAAACCCUAGAAACUCUCGAUCGGAAACCUAGAUUUGCACUAGAGAUCGGCGGAUCCAGGGGCGGCGGAGGAUGGCGGGGGUUUCGAUUGGCCUCCUCCUUCCGUCUUGGUGGGAGAUCGAGGUCACUGUGUCCGCGGCGCUCUUCGUUAUCGCUGUGUACUCCUUGUUCGAGAAGUUUUACUCCUGUGGAUGCGCGGAGGAUGGCCGGAAGAAAGGUGCGGAGGAGGCGGCGCUGGCGAGUGAGCCCCUUCUUCGUGAUUCUGAUGAGAAAGAAAAGAUGAGCCAUGUAAAAGGAGAUUCUCAAGGCACUUCUUCAUAUUUGAUCAAGUUGGAAUUGUUGGCUGCCAAGAAUCUAAUUGGUGCAAACUUGAAUGGCACAUCUGAUCCGUAUGCUAUUAUCACUUGUGGUGAACAGAAAAAAUUUAGUUCCAUGGUUCCUGGUUCAAGAAAUCCAAUGUGGGGAGAGGAGUUCAAUUUUUUUGUUGAUGCGCUUCCUGUCCAGAUUAAAGUGACGAUAUAUGACUGGGAUAUUAUAUGGAAGAGCACUGUUCUUGGAUCUGUGACAAUACCGGUUGAAAAUGAGACCCAAACAGGAGCGGUCUGGUAUUCAUUGGAUAGCACAUCAGGGCAGGUCUGUCUUCAUAUUAAAGCAAUAAAACUCUCUUCAAGUUCAGCCAGGGCAUUGAAUGGCAUUGCUGGAGCUGAUACUCGAAGAAGGAUAUCUUCAGAUAGACAAGGUCCUACGGUCGUUCAUCAACAACCUGGGCCUUUGCAGACCAUAUUCAAACUUCUUCCGGACGAGGUUGCUGAUCAUAGUUAUUCAUGCGCGCUUGAAAGGUCCUUUUUGUACCAUGGGCGCAUGUAUGUCUCAGCUUGGCACAUUUGCUUCCAUUCUAAUGUAUUCUCUAAGCAAAUAAAGGUGGUUAUUCCCUUGGGAGAUGUAGAUGAGAUAAGGAGGAGCCAACAUGCAUUUAUCAAUCCUUCAAUCACCAUUAUUCUCCGCAUGGGUUCUGGCGGGCAUGGUGUUCCUCCCUUGGGAAGCCCAGAUGGGAGAGUUAGAUACAAAUUUGCAUCCUUUUGGAAUAGAAAUCACACAUUGAGAGCUUUACAGCGUGCAGUAAAGAAUUACUCUGUAAUGUUAGAAGCUGAAAAGAAGGAAAGGGCGCAGUCAGCGUUACGUGCACACAGUAGUUCUAUAAAAGGUAGUAGAAAACAAAUGAAAGUCCCGGAAGAGAAUGUUGCUGACCCUGGGAAGUUCCAAGCUUUCAUCAAAGAUGAAGUUUUAGUUUCCAUUGUCAAUGAUACUUUCCCAUGCACAGCCGAGCAAUUCUUCACUUUGUUACUGGGUGACGAUUCAAGGUUUAUACCAGAGUACCGAGCUGCAAGAAAAGAUACAAAUCUUAAUAUCGGACAGUGGCAUGUUGCAGAUGAAUACAACGGUCAGGUUAGAGAAAUAACUUUCAGAUCACUUUGCCACAGUCCUAUGUGCCCUCCAGAUACAGCCAUGACAGAGUGGCAGCAUGCUGUUCUUUCAGCUGACAAGACAAAUUUGGUUUUUGAGACAGUCCAACAGGUACAUGAUGUGCCUUUUGGAUCUUUUUUUGAGGUUCAUUGCAAGUGGUCACUAAAAACAAGCUCAGAGUCUUCAUCUCUGCUUGAUAUACGAGUUGGUGCACACUUUAAGAAAUGGUGCAUUAUGCAGUCUAAGAUAAAGUCUGGAGCAGUUGAUGAGUACAAGAAAGAAGUGGAGUUAAUGCUCAAUAUUGCUCGUAAAUAUCUUCAGAAGUCGCAGUCUUCCCCUCAAGUACCAAAAGAAGGAUCAGGUCCACUUUCAGUUCAAAGUACAUGAAUUUCAGAAACUCAUUGCCAACUCUUUCAUUAAUACACAAUAUGUUCAUUGUCAUGUGUUUGUUCAUCUCUUCUGUAUACCAUUACAAGUGUCAUUCAUUGUGCCCGGUCUCAACACGAGUAUGUGCGGUACCGUUCAUAUGGUUGUAUAAUUGUGUGUCUUGGUCUGUUUAUGUAGCAGCAGGGACAUUUUUUUGUGAACCAAAAUGAAAUAUUUUUUGUUGAGUUUCUCAGUUAGAAUUU